AUGUCCGGAAGAAUUUCGCCGAAGCCGGCGUUGGCUGCCCUCGAUCCCGACUGUCUGAGACAGACCCUUGAUAAGGUGGACAAAUGUGUAAGGCGACUGCAAGAGCUCCACCUUGCAGCAAGUAGUGUUAGGAUUACAAGUACCAACUAUGAAGGAUCUUCUCAAGAACUCCCAACCAUCACAGAACCAUGGUUUGAAAUGUCGAAGCCGGCGAUGCUACUGAGAGAAGCCUUGGGAGAAAUCACACUCGCUAGUCGAUCAAUGAGAAAAUUCGUAGAAUCCACAUCCUUAUAUUCGGCGAAAAAAUCCAAAAGCAUCCCAAGAACUCCCCCAUCCGCAAAGCAAACAGAGAAUCAAAAUCAACAAAGAUAUGCGGAGAAACCGGUUUCUUUGCAAAAAUUACGAUUUUCAGAUUUUGACAAAGAAAAUUUUAGGUACAAAGCCAACCAAGUGUCCCCGAGGAAUAGGCCGUGGGCUAAGAAGGCGGUAUUGUUUCCAAAUCCCUUGUUUGAUGCUUCGCCAAUGAAGACGAGCCAAAAAAUUGUUGGGAAAAAAUCUUCGAUGAUUUCAAAGAAUGCGCAAAGGAUGUUUCGCCUCAAUGGUUCGGACCAAAGCGCCAAAAUGAAGAGCAAGAAAGUAACACUUGUUUCCGCCGUCAAAAUCAGGUAA
Molecule: messenger RNA, 669 nt
Organism: Andrographis paniculata
Lineage: Eukaryota; Viridiplantae; Streptophyta; Magnoliopsida; Lamiales; Acanthaceae
Product: probable microtubule-binding protein TANGLED
Exons: 4
Coding region: 1-669 (222 amino acids)
Biological process (GO): regulation of phragmoplast microtubule organization
Molecular function (GO): microtubule binding
Source: RefSeq, a predicted model, not a curated record